CGGAUGCCAGCGGAGCCGCCGCUGCUGCUCUCUCCCUCCGUCCCUUCCCUCCCCUCCCAUGGAGCAGCUCCGAUCCAUGUUCAUCAGGUCUCCCUCCUCCUCCUCUGCCGCAGCGAAGGAAGAGGCUGAGGAGAGAGACAGGGCGGUGCAGCAGCAGCAGGAGGAGGAUGAGGAGGAGCAGCAGCAGCAGCAGCAGCAACAACCACCACCCCCCGCUAACCUGUUCUGGACGGCCGUCUUCGACUAUGAGGCGAGCGCCGAGGACGAGCUCAGCUUGCGCAAAGGGGACGUGGUGGAGGUGCUCUCCAAGGAUUUCAAAGUCUCUGGAGAUGAAGGCUGGUGGACGGGCAAAAUCAAUGACCAGGUUGGCAUAUUUCCCAGCAACUAUGUCACCAGUGCCCCAUGUUACAGUAAGUUGCAAGGUCGGAGCACAGAGGACUACCCUCUCCCACUGGAAAUGGACUUUAAUGAGCUGCAGCUGGAAGAGAUUAUUGGUGUCGGUGGCUUUGGCAAAGUCUACAGGGGUAUCUGGAGGUUGGAGGAGGUAGCUGUAAAAGCAGCUCGGCAGGACCCAGAUGAGGAUAUCAGUCAGACCAUUGAGAAUGUGAAGCAAGAAGCAAAACUAUUUGCUAUGCUGAAGCACCCUAACAUCAUAGCCUUGAAAGGGAUUUGUCUGAAGGAGCCCAAUCUCUGCUUGAUCAUGGAGUUUGCCCGUGGGGGGUCCUUAAAUAGAGUGUUGUCGGGCAAGAAGAUCCCCCCUCAUAUACUUGUCAACUGGGCAGUGCAAAUUGCAAGGGGCAUGAAUUACUUGCACGAAGAAGCAAUUGUUCCUAUUAUCCAUCGGGACCUCAAGUCUAGCAAUAUCUUAAUACACGAGAAGGUGGAGAACGAGACCCUAAGUAACAAGACCCUGAAAAUCACGGACUUCGGCCUGGCGCGGGAGUGGCACAAGACAACCAAAAUGAGUGCUGCGGGGACCUAUGCCUGGAUGGCACCAGAAGUCAUCCGAUCCUCCGUGUUUUCCAAAAGCAGCGACGUCUGGAGCUACGGUGUGUUGUUAUGGGAAUUGCUCACUGGGGAGGUUCCGUUCAGGGGGAUUGAUGGAUUGGCUGUAGCCUAUGGGGUGGCUAUGAACAAACUGGCCCUUCCCAUUCCUUCCACAUGUCCAGAGCUUUUCAGCAAACUUAUGGAAGACUGCUGGAACACAGAUCCGCACUCUCGCCCCUCAUUCAGCUGCAUUUUGGAUCAGCUCACAGCCAUCGAGGAAUCUGGCUUCUUUGAAAUGCCGCAGGAUUCAUUCCACUCCUUGCAGGAAGAAUGGAAACAGGAGAUCCAGGAAAUGUUUGAGCAACUCCGGGAAAAGGAGAAGGAAUUGCGGACCUGGGAGGAAGAGCUGUCCCGUGCCGCUCUGCAGCAGAAAAACCAAGAGGAGCUGCUGCGGCGCCGGGAGCAAGAGCUGGCCGAGCGAGAGAUCGACAUUCUAGAGCGGGAGCUCAACAUCAUCUUCCACCAGCUGCACCAGGAGAAGCCCAAGGUGAAGAAACGCAAAGGCAACUUCAAGAAGAGCCGGCUCAAGCUCAAGGACGGCAACCGGAUCAGUCUCCCCUCUGAUUUCCAGCAUAAGAUCACCGUGCAGGCCUCUCCCACUCUGGACAAGAGGAAGAGUCUGAUCAGCAGCAGUUCAAGUCCUCCAGCGAGCCCCACCAUCAUCCCACGACUCAGGGCGAUCCAGCUAACACCAGGUGAAAGCAAUAAGACCUGGGGCCGCAGUUCAGUGUUUCAGCGAGAAGAAUGUGACGAGGAAGAGAAAAAGGGGCAUAAAAAGAAAGGCUGGACGUGGGGCCCCAGUUCUUUACAACAAAAGGAACUUGCUGGUGGGGAAGAUAGCCUUAAACAGCUGGCAGAUGGAAACAAGCAGUGGUCAUCCAGUGCCCCCAAUCUGGGGAAAAACCAUCGAACUGCUCCUACUGUCCCGGGGUUUACCAGCCUUGUUGAAAUAGAGUAUGAAGAUGGUGAUAGUAUUAAGGAUUUUGAUACAACACUGCAACAAUCUGCUUUACCCAACCAAGCCUACCUCGCUUUACCUUGCAAUCGAAAUGAUGAAGGGGAGGGUGCUGUUAGUGACAAUAAUGAGGACCCAACUCCGGUAAACUCUGCCACCAGCACCCCUCAGCAUACUCCCACCAACAGCAUGAAACGUAGCUCACAAAGGAAGAAAUGUGACCUUGUCUUCCUGGGUUGUGGGGCCAUCCUAGCUGCAGUGGCUUUGGGAUUUGAUUUGCUUGAAUUGGGGAAAUGUCAGAUUUUGCAAGAAGAAGUUGAACCAAAGGAAGAGAAGAAAAAGAAGGAGGGCAUUUUUCAGCGCAGCAGCCGAUUGCGGAGGAGCACCAGCCCUCCUUCUCAAAAGCUCUUCAAGAACGAAGAAUUGGUCAUUCCCUCCUUUGAUCCGUCUUCCUCGUUGACGCUGCUCUCAUUGUCUUCCAUUUCUGAAUGCAACUCCACUAGGUCUUUGUUACGCUCAGAUAGUGACGAGAUGGUGGUUUAUGAAAUGCCCACAACCCCAAAUUUAAUGAAUGAGAGCUCCAAGUUUAUUACUAAUCAUCCGUUAGUAGACAUAACCAUUGAGCGCUUCAAACGUGACCCUAAACAAUCAUUGACCCCAACUCAUGUGACAACAACCACCACCACAGUGCACUGGGGUCACAGACGGACUCCUUCUGAUGGUGCCAUUAAGCAAAUUCCUCAGACUCCGAACUAUACAUCAUCCAAUGGUACCUCAGGUUCCAUUGUUACAGGUAUAGGUAAAACACCAAGCCCUAACAGGGACCCAACAGAAGUUCCUCGCUUGCCAGAUCCCAAUCUGGUCUUUCCUCCCACUCCAAGACGAAGGAACAUAAAGCAAGACUGCACGUUGGAAAGACCCAAAACGCUGGAAUUUGUACCAAGGCCACGUCCAUCUGCAAAUCGCCAGCGGCUAGACCCGUGGUGGUUUGUCUCACCCAGCAAAACGCGCAGUAACUCUCCUGUCAAUAGUUCCAGCACUGAAACCCCAUCCAAUCUGGACUCUUGUCUCAGCAGCAGUGGCACUGUGGAGGAAAGGCCAGGGCUCCCUCCCUUUAUACCUUUCAGGCAAGGACUUAACAGCUAUGAGCGGACACUGUUAGAUACAGAUGUGGAAGGUCAGAGUCAGGAUGGGACGCUUCCACUCUGCGGAGCAGAAAUGAAUCCACGCAAAACUACAGCCUAUGAGCUAGAGCACAAUUUCUGGUUGUAGCAGCAUGCGGUACAACGCACGAAUCUACAAAAGAAAUUUGCACUGGGAAUGCACUUUUACCUAAAGACUGGCUUGAACUGAAUGCCACUUAUUAUCAUCCUAGAGAAUUGCCGAACUUCAAACUUGGAUCCGAGAUCCAUAAAUUUAUCCUGACAACAAAAAUAAGCAGCUCGAUGCUAUUCAGUGGGGUUCCAUUCAUCUUAUUCCCAAAUCCCAUUAUCUACUGUACGCAUCAGAGAUCUUUUUAUGUAUUCCCAUCCCCAUUGACUUUUUGGCUUAGAAUCAUGUCACUAUGAGUCGAGGCUAAGUUCAAGUUGCAUCCGUUAGUAGAAAAACAUUGUCUGUAUUCUCCUGUGUUGUAACCUAUUUAAACAACUUUCGAAGCAAGCACGUUAGCAGAUGCUAAAAGCAUGACGGAUUCAGAUUUAUGCACUUCCCAAUAAACUAUAAAUAGUCUCAGAUGAAGACAUGUUAAACCAUGCCUGCAUUCAAAAAAUCUCAUUAUUUCUUUUCCCCUCUGCAAGUCCAUUGCUUCCCCCAGAAAGAUGACCAAAGCAGCAAAGGUGAGGAAGGGGAGAAAAAAUUUGUUCUCCCCGCAUGUUAAGGUUGAAGCUCCUGUUUAAAAGUGGAAAAGCUCUGUGGUCUUGAAGUGGAGACCACUAACUGUGAGGCAGGCGUACAGUUCAAAGCUUCUUAUCACAUACACAGAUCCCAGCAGAGUGGUGAAC
Molecule: messenger RNA, 4002 nt
Organism: Carcharodon carcharias (great white shark)
Lineage: Eukaryota; Metazoa; Chordata; Chondrichthyes; Lamniformes; Lamnidae
Gene: map3k9
Product: mitogen-activated protein kinase kinase kinase 9
Exons: 11
Coding region: 59-3274 (1071 amino acids)
Biological process (GO): protein phosphorylation
Molecular function (GO): protein binding; ATP binding; JUN kinase kinase kinase activity
Source: RefSeq, a predicted model, not a curated record